Messenger RNA from Lodderomyces parapsilosis, 2661 nucleotides. RefSeq lists its product as uncharacterized. The record is from RefSeq and is a predicted model, not a curated record. The coding region runs from base 1 to 2661 and encodes 886 amino acids. Lineage: Eukaryota; Fungi; Ascomycota; Pichiomycetes; Serinales; Debaryomycetaceae. The transcript has a single exon.
AUGUCACAUGAAUUUCUACGUUCAUCGCCUGCUAGAGAUGAUUCAUUUGACUCUAAACCGAAUAGAACUUCUUCUAUUGUAAAGACACCGGCAACAAAUAAAGUAACAUCCACACCAUUCAAAAAAUCGUUGAUGCAAUCAGCAAAAAAAGCUCAUGCAUUACAUUCACAACAACAGCAACAAGCCCCUUCGUUGUCGAUACCUCCAUCGGCAUCGAAAUUAACGAAUCAAUUAACAAAUUUAACUGGUUGGACACCACUAAUUUCAAAGACUUAUUCAAAUGAACAAAUCAUAUCAUUCAACUCUACGCCAAACAAGCUAUUUAUAUCAUCAUCACUACUGCAAGCACAAAUACAACCACAACUACUACACCCACAACAACCAACGCAACUGCAACUGCAGGCACCGCAAAGUGCCAAUACAUCAACAAACUUUGUUCCAACUUACAACAUUAAUGACUAUGAGUAUCAAAAUUUUGGUUUGACACCAUUUAUUAACCACAAUUUCAAUUUCAAUUUAAUGAGUAGUGGUGGUGGCGUUAAUACCAUAAACCCAAUGAAUAAUAUAACACCAUUCAAUGAGAAGAUCUUCCAACAGAAUUGUGAUUUCUUUAUCGAUUCUCCACUACGAACGACCAAAGACAAUGUUGAUGGUUGCAACACGAGUUUAAAUUUUGAAAAUUUCAGUAUAACACCUUCCAAAUUCAGCUUGAAUACAGUUGCCAGUAAUAGAAAGAUUUUGCAAGAUCCACUAAAGAGUGCCACAAAGAGAAAUAUCAAUAUGGUCGAUACCCCACCAAGAGUUCCUCACAAAUUGAGUAUCAUAACCAGAGCUGAAAACGCAGGCGAUGCUAAGGAAGUGAUUAGGAAACAAGUUUGCCAGCCGGAUGACGACAAAGACACUGAAGAUGAACAGGAUAAUGAAGAAGAGGAAGAUGAUGUCAAGCCUGAAAUGAAGUCUCCAACAGUUGUUAGUCGAAUCAAAAAACAAUCUAAUCAAGAAGAUAAAAAUAUUCAAGGUGAGGCAAAGGAUCUUGAAACACCUCAAACACCAUGCAAAAAGGAAUCUAAAGAUAUGCUGAUUGAAUCUGAACAAGAUUUCAACACUCCAGCUAAUAAACAGACUAGACCCGAAUCGCCUUCAACAAUACUUGUGACGUCGACCGAAAGGCUUUCAAAUUUGAGCCUCGAUGAUGCUUUUGACUCUAAAAAGCUUACCAAGCACAAUGAAGAAGAGGAAGAAGAGGAAGAUGAGGAGGAAGAUUUGGGAGAAGAUAAAGAUGAAGAUGAUAAGGAAAAUCAACCACCACCAAGCCCGACACCAGCAAAAGUGUCAAAUCAACCGAAAAUGGGAAUAUUUACUGAAGUCAAAUCUAAAAAAGUUGUGACUAAGGGACACAGCCGUAGUAGAUCUUCCUUUCACCCCACUACAACAACCACUUCCUUCAAAUCAGGAUAUACCUUGACAACGACUUCUUCGGGAGAUUUGGCAAGCACGGCCAAGAGCAAAGACCCUAAAAAAGUCAAGGCUGAGAAUAGGGCAAGAAUGCAAGCAGGAAUGAAUAAAUUUCAAAUCGUUUUAACUGAUGUGAAUUCAAUAUCGGGGAGAAAGAAAAAGUUACACAACAACAACAACAACAACAACAACAACCACAACAAUGGCAAGAAGGAUGAAAAAAGUAAACCACAAAUCAAAGUAGAGCAAACUCAGCCAACUUUGAUACCACUACAACCACCCUCGUUGCAUCCUCAGCUGUCGACAUUAAUGGAGAAUCACAAUGUAACAAUGUCUUCGACAAAGGAGAAUAAUCACAACAAUAGUAGUAUCUUGUCACACAAUAGCAUGAAUUCAAGUCACCUCAACUUAACCACCGAUCAUUCAUCAUUUGAAAUUGGCGGUCAUGGCAGUGGUGGGUUUUCAUCUACACCGAAUUCGAAAAUGUUGCUAGACAAGAUUUUUGAAAAGCCUUCACCCAAUCAUUCAGGGUUGUUUUAUCCUCCUCAGCAACAUGGACCGCAACCACCACCACAACAUCAGCCAUCACAUAUUCUGCAACAACUGGGGACACAUGUAAAGUAUCCACAGUCAAUUCCUAUGCCACCGCCACCACCGCCACACCAACCUCCUGGUCAAUUUGAGACCAGUGGUGUGGACUCAACUGGAAAAAUGCCACCACCAGUUUCACAGCAUCCACCACCAACAUCCAGCCAGAGAGGAGCCAUGGGAGCUGCGGGAGCUGCGGGCGCAAUAGGAGCCACGGGUGGCCCAUUCGUCCAGUACCCGGUAAUGACAAUGAUGUCAACACCACAACACUCGCAUAUUUACAACGUAGGUGAUUUGGUGCCAAACAAUGGACCACAACAGCCAACAAAUUCACAAGCACCAAUGUCAGUUUCAUCAGCGUCAUCCGCGACAAAUGUCAUGCAGAUCCCCUCGCCGUGGAACAUUACAUUUGGAACGCCGCUGGGAUUUUCUACAUUUUUUGCGAAUUUGCCAGCGGGCCAGUCUGCAAGUACAACCAACAUGGGCAAUGAUAUGGGAGUAGGUGCUACUAAUAGGUCGUCUUCUAGUGCAAGUAAUACCGCUGCCGCUUUAGCCGCUGUUGCUGCAGGAACAUCUACAGUUGGAGGAUCGGGUGGGGUAAAAGACAAUUACAGCUAA